Messenger RNA from Patiria miniata (bat star), 2893 nucleotides. Its product is annotated as rRNA methyltransferase 1, mitochondrial-like. Gene Ontology annotation, molecular function: RNA binding; RNA methyltransferase activity. The record is from RefSeq and is a predicted model, not a curated record. NCBI's taxonomy places the organism in Eukaryota, Metazoa, Echinodermata, Asteroidea, Valvatida, Asterinidae. Bases 477 to 1781 code for a protein of 434 amino acids. Gene Ontology annotation, cellular component: mitochondrion. The transcript has 9 exons. Gene Ontology annotation, biological process: rRNA methylation.
ACGACUUUGAUUCUUGAGGUGUGCCAACCCAAUGUAAAACACUUUAGGGGUACUGCACCCAUUCUGACAGAUUCCAACAAAACAUGCCAUUGGGGUUUGAUGGGUUGAGUUCUGUUAGGAUUAAGAUUUCUAGCAGAAUUAUGAGGGGUACAAAUGGUACCACUAGGGGUACAGAUGGCAAAACAAGGAGUACAGAUGGCACCCGAGGGGUACAGGUGGCACCACUAGGGGUACAGAUGGCAUCCCUAGGGCACAGACCCCAUCACUAGGGGUAUAGACGGCAUCAUUAAGGGUACAGAUGUCACAACAUACAAUUGUUUUGUUCCAGCAUGAUAUUCCAACAAACUUCUUAGGAUACAGUCACUGCAGGACUACGGGUUUCCAACUCGGGCCAUACUACAUGUGUCCACUUGGUAUAAUUGCAAACACUUCUAGUGUGACCAAGGAGACCAAGGAUAUUUACAAUUAGAGUAAUUAUGGGGAAUUACAUCCACUUAAAUAAGUGUGUGCAAUUUGGUGAAUAUUCACUAAAAUACCUUGUCAUUACAAAUAGUUGUAAGCAAGGUGUAUUGACCACUAUUACUCGCAUGUCUACAUGUGCAUUCAUCAGAGACAAGAAAAAGAAAUGGGUUUCAUAUCAUUUGCUUGAUGUAAAGAAGAUGUCGUACAAAAGUGAUCAAAUUAAGUCACUGUGUCACAUUCCUGAGUCUCGAAAGAAAGAGAGCAGCAACAUAAAUGAACAUAUUAGGAGUGGUUUGGACUCCAAAAGGAAAACCUGUAGUAAUGAAAGACUUGAUGAGAGCAGAACACUUGAAACAGCUGAACAUGUGAGUGAUGACAAUGACUUUGGCUGUAGUGGUGAUUUGCUGCAGAGCUCGGAUAUUAGCCCUGUGGUUGGAAAUGGAAACAGAGUGACGAAGCAUGCAGGAAAAAGGAAUCAAUCAAGGAGAUUUGAGGACAUUGUGCCACCUCCUGGGACAGAUAUGUUAUAUGGCAUAUCACCUUGUUUGUUGGCCCUUGAAGUCAAUAGAAGGCAAGUGAACAACGUGUACGUUACCUCUAGCUUUAAGAAGUCUGCUAGACCUGCAGUUCAGAAGAUCAUGCAGAGAGUUCAGGACAAACACCUAGGAAACUUUAUUCAUGAAGUUCAUAGAAAGGAUCUUGAUAAACUGAGCAAAGGACGACCUCAUCAGGGUAUUUGUUUGGAAACAAGUCGGAUUCAUUUCAAGCCACUCCCAGAAGACGCAACUGUCGAUGAGCAGGAGCUGCAAGAGCCACUGGUAUACCUAGCUAUGGAUCAAAUACUGGAUCCUAUGAAUAUGGGAGCAAUAAUAAGGUCAGCUUACUAUCUGGGUGUGGAUAGAAUCAUAGCAAGCAAGCACAGUUGUUGUUCAUUGACUCCUGUUGUGAGUAAGGCUAGUAGUGGAGCCAUGGAAAUCAUGCCAGUCUACUCAACAAGCAGUUUACUGACAUUUAUCAUGAAACAGAGAGACAUUGGAUGGGAGAUUGUUGGUUCUACUUGUGCCUUCAAUAAUUGGACACAUACCUUGAAUGUGUCUUCUGCUGCAAGCUUCAAACUCAGUAAACCUACUGUUGUAGUUAUUGGAGGAGAGGGCAGUGGUUUACCAGACAGUAUUCAGAAUGCAUGCUGUCAGCUAUUGACCAUACCAGCUGGAAGGGAGCUACAUACAAGCAUUGAUUCACUCAAUGUCUCCGUUGCAACAGGCAUUCUUCUUCAGUCAAUUCUUCAGCAAAAACAGUUACCACAUAGGCAUUUAUGACCUAUCAUGUAGCCGUGCAGAUUGCAUUUGGACGUUUCAUAAGUUUAAUUUGUGAUGUGGCCAAGUUUAUUUUUAAAAAAAUCUCUUAUUGAUUAUACCAUGGUCACUUUGACUUGAUUUUUUAUUGUACUAGCUCUGUCAUAAAGGUGCUGUUAGUCAACCUGUUAUUCAACCCUUACCCUACUGUGACUGGCUUAUAAAGAGUUCUACAGAACCUAACAGGAUCCAACAGCUGGAGAAAAAGAUCUGUUAUUCACUUCUCAGGUUAACAAAAUCUAGCGGAAAACUUUUACUGUUCUUGUUGGAUUCAGUAGGGUUGCUUUGGUGGGUCUUCAUAUGAGGAUAAAGUCCAGUGCGAGAAGCAUACACUCGUCCACAGAUGCUGCAUGGAAAUGAGGCUAGCGGUGUUGGCCCUUGCUUGCUUCUCUCAAAAUCCCACCAAAAUGUCUUCAACACCUGUUCCUUGUCAUGGCAAAAAAAUCUCAAGUGCUCACACUGCAUAUCAGUAUUUAUGUGAAAUACCUGGCAUAACUGUAGUCUAAAAGCAACAUAAAAUCCCAGUGUUCCCAGCUUUUAAAGUAACUUAUGACUUAGGUCUAUAAAAUGUAUUUUUGAUGGUCCUUUGAAAUUGAAAGAAAAAGAGAAAGAACCAAAAGAAAAACCUGUGUUAACCUUGGAUAUAAUUUGUUUUUCCCAUUGCGACAAUGUUUCAGAAUUUGGAGGGUCAGAGUACAUAUAUAUCUCUUUACCCAGGCAUUACAAAAGAGGGAGGGAAAAUAAAACUAUUUCCAAAUGUCAGGUGGAGCUGGGUUAAUGCCCCCAUUCCUCCUGCCCCUUGUCACCUGUGGUGUUUUUGUUAGGAUUCACAGAGACAUUUUAAAAGAUGUGUUCAAACAAACUUUAGAGAAUAACCCGACAGCCUCCCUCUGGAUAAUUCGGAUCAUAAUGGCCUCUACACCUGAAUUUUUUGUUUUAAGCAUUGUGUAAUCUACUUGAUGUUUGAUGUACAUCAUGUAUAUAGAGAUGUGAAAUAAAGUAUGCUAAAAUAUAAACCAAAGUAGUCAUGUACAUUUAAAUGUCGUAACACAUAAUGAUAGCAGUCAAUGCAAAUG